AUGAACUGUUCGGCUUUGGUUGAGAUUGAUUUGUCAAAUGGGAUUGAGUUGAUGGACUUGGCAACGGUGGCGAUUGCGGAGGCUAAGAACUUGGAGAGGUUGUGGUUGGCAAGGUGUAAAUUGAUAUCAGACAUUGGAGUUGGGUGUAUAGCUGUGGGGGCACAAACCUCGAGAAGGAAAGAAGGCAACGUUGAAGCCGAAGUGAUAAGAGUUAUGGCUAUGGUGAAGGUAGGAGAAGCCGAAAUAAGGAGUAGUCGUUUGACGAUAGCGAAGCUUCUUCUUUGUCGGGUCUGGUUCUCCCGCCUUGAGCUCGCCGGAAAAGUCCUCAAUUCCAACCGCUGGAACGUGUACAAGAACUUACAGUUAGCGAGAAAGAUGGAGAAGCUUGAAAAGAAUAUUUCAAGGUUCUUGCAAACUACUGUGCAAGCUCAUGUGCAUCAUCUAAGGUUCGAUUCGACGAAGAGGUUUGAUCGGCUUGAGGGUUCGGCUCAGAGGUUGGAGCAGCGGCUUGGAGUGAUGGAGAUGGGGGUUCAUGAGGGAGGGUGGAGGAAGAAGAGAAGUGGCACGAGGGUGAUUUGGUAA
Molecule: messenger RNA, 582 nt
Organism: Ilex paraguariensis (yerba mate)
Lineage: Eukaryota; Viridiplantae; Streptophyta; Magnoliopsida; Aquifoliales; Aquifoliaceae
Source: the annotation of a GenBank genome assembly